Saprolegnia parasitica CBS 223.65 is the source of this 833-nucleotide messenger RNA. RefSeq lists its product as hypothetical. The transcript is spliced from 2 exons. The record is from RefSeq and is a predicted model, not a curated record. Lineage: Eukaryota; Oomycota; Saprolegniomycetes; Saprolegniales; Saprolegniaceae. The annotation marks the transcript as partial.
AUGCGGGGCAAGGCGGCUGGCCGUGGGACCGACCCGCCGCUUCUGAAUGACGACAACGACGACGAGACCGACGACUUGGAUCUCAACAGGUGGUGCGAUCCUGACAUGGACGACCAGCUCGACUUGCUAGUGCUCGACGAUUGGUCACGCCCACUGGCCAUCACCGAAAAAGAGGCGGCGCUGCGCGCCCAGCGAGAUACGCUCCGGCGCCUCCAGCGCGAAGCCAAGCUCAAAGCCGAAGAGAAACCUCGAAACGAGAGCUUUAAACCAGCGGGUCGCCGGCCACCGCGACCCAAGCCAGACGAGAGCGUCUGCACGAAUCUCCCCGCGCAAAGCAGUCAACUUUCAGAUGUUGCGAGUCGUCGGCCCCAAGCCAUUUUGCACCUUUCGGCGCCGCCGCUGCACUCGAUUCCGAUCGCACUCCGAGAUCUCGAGAACGAUCGGAUCAACCUCGCGCUCGACCAUCCGUCCGACGCGCUCUUAGUGGCCUCCUCUUCAGCCGAGCUCCAAAUGGUCGAGGCGCUGCGACAACCGCCAUCGUCGAUCCUCCUCGAGCUGCCACCGACGCGCGAACGGGACGCGCCGCUUCGACCGCUGCAGCCGUACCACCCGCUACGCAAAGGCCUGAGCUACGCCUCCGGUGCGCCCGUGCUGCGAAAGCUCGAGCAAGACCGACUCGAUGCCGCGUUGAAACCAAAGGGCCGCCGGUCGCUCGACCUCAUUGACGGCGAUCCGUCGUUGCGGAUGCGCGCGGUGCGCAAGAUGGACAUUGAGCGGCAGAUCCGUCAAGUCAAGUCGUGUUUGCGCAACUCGAUUGCGACCAAGAACGUCGA